CAGAGAGCCGAUACCCCCUGAAGUGGACCGAGAGGACGAGAGAAACCCUCCGCGAGUCACAAGAGAGAGAGAGAGAGAAAACAUCCUCCUGUUGCUCCAACUGCUACUCCCAGCAGCUUUUAACCAAGUCUUCUCAAAAUGGCCGUGAUGCUGAAGCCAUGGACGGUGCUGGUGGCGGUAGUGCUGUGCAUCUUGGUGUGUUUGGGGACCCUGGCCGACGCGUACCCGCCCAAACCAGAGAACCCCGGUGAAGAUGCCCCUCCCGAGGAACUGGCCAAGUACUACACUGCCCUGAGACACUAUAUCAACCUGAUCACCCGGCAGAGGUAUGGAAAGCGUUCAGCCCAUGAGGAUAUCAUGGCGGAGCUGCUCUUUGGCGGAGACAGCAACAGAGACCAGAGAUCAAGAUAUGAUGACUCCUACGUGUGGUGAAUUCAUCAAGUCUCCCUUCCGCCACAUUUUCUCCGGGUGUCUCCCACAAUGCACCUGGAGGGGCCGGCAUGUGCCUCUCACCUCUAACCCCGAAGAGCCUGACCACAAUCAUGACCAGUAACCAUGCCUGAACCUGCACACAACCUCUCUCUCUCUCUCUCUCUCUCUCUCUCUCUCUCUCUCUCUGGUUCUCCUUGUAGGCCUUCCUUCUCCCUCAUCUGUACCUUCCUUCGUCUCUGUUUUCUGUGGCUCCAGCUCACAUCUUCCUCAUGACAAGAAAAUUGUAUAUAAUUUAUUACUGAAAUGCAGGUGAAUAGUGAAUCAGAGCUAUUAAUCAAGAGGUGGAAUCCUGUCUACAUGUGUGGGUGUACGUCAGCGUCCUGUCUCAGAAUUACACAUAAUGUUUUAAUGUCGGUACUGUAAAGAUGAAUGUCCCAAUACAUUAAUAAAUACUUUUUCU
Molecule: messenger RNA, 892 nt
Organism: Lampris incognitus (smalleye Pacific opah)
Lineage: Eukaryota; Metazoa; Chordata; Actinopteri; Lampriformes; Lampridae
Gene: pyya
Product: peptide YYa
Exons: 4
Coding region: 139-432 (97 amino acids)
Biological process (GO): feeding behavior; neuropeptide signaling pathway
Cellular component (GO): extracellular region
Molecular function (GO): neuropeptide Y receptor binding; neuropeptide hormone activity
Source: RefSeq, a predicted model, not a curated record